This is a messenger RNA of Physella acuta, 3299 nucleotides long. RefSeq names its product heparan-alpha-glucosaminide N-acetyltransferase. The record is from RefSeq and is a predicted model, not a curated record. Lineage: Eukaryota; Metazoa; Mollusca; Gastropoda; Physidae.
UUGGUCAAUUGUUUCAAUUUUUUCAUUGACCAACACAGGCCAGUGAUUGGAAGAAAAGAUUUCUACAAUUGUACUUCAUCUCGAACUUGUCUUUUUGUUUCAUAAAAUAAGUUAAUUAUUUUUGUAACCGAAAAAUGUAUGAAUUGUGUUAGCUGAAGUCGUGGGUUAGUUUAUCUGAAACUUUUCUUCACUGCUGGUUAGAUUACAAGCACUUGAUAAGACGAACGUCAGCGUUUGGCCUUCGUUGUUUUAUAGGUGUGUGGACUAAAUACCUGGUCAAGUCAAAGAUGUGGGGGACGUUGGUCAUCCUGUUCAUCUUGUCAGUAGCUUCAGCCGAGAACUCCACCGACCUCCCCACUGAGGCGGUGACGAUCUUCACAGAGACGACAGUUGUAACUCAGGACACCAGGGUGCCAGACACGCCAACAGUAGACACAGUGACCACAGAGAAAUGGACGCCAGAGACGACGGUGCCAGAGUUGGACGAGGAGGACGACCCAGUUAUGGCGUACAUAGAGAGGUACAACGCUGCUGUCGUCUACACGGAGGAGGAUGUGGUGGGCGUGGCCAGCAAGAGAGAGCUCGAGCUAGAUCAGGCCUGGCUGACCAUCAACACGACGGUCAACUACGUGGUGGAGAUAUGGGCUCAGUCGGAGCAAUGUUACAAGUGUGACCUGAUGUUUAUCACAAGCGUCCAAGGUCCCAGCGUUAGGUCUAUUGUGGUCAAUGCGACGUUUGCAACUGACCUGCGACUUGUUAGGAAACACCCAGGGGGUAACCCAGAACAGUUGUGUGGGUUCCAGAUGAAGUUCCAGGAGUACGGCGACUAUUGGAUAUUUAUCGACUACCCAGCUACUGGGGAAGAGUCCUCGUGCAAAUUUGUUCUGGCCAACGAUCCUAGUAUAGCUGAGCUACCAAUUAUUUAUUUGCUCAUUGGAUUAAUUAGUCUCGCCAUGAUGUAUGCUGUAGGCAAACGCGCAUACAGCUAUUUCCGGCGUGCGGCCGCACACAGACACGACAGCAUGGACGUCACAAGUGAUCAGGACGGUGGGGACGCUCUGCGUAUGAGCAACGGGAACAUGGAUAAAGAGGGCGACGUUGAAGAAGGCACAGAGAAACCAGAUAAAGAGGAAAGUACAAAGAAAGCCAGACUCAAAUCUCUGGACACUUUUCGGGGUGUUACCCUUGUGCUGAUGAUCUUUGUCAAUUAUGGAGGCGGAAGUUACUGGUUUUUCGAGCAUGCGCCGUGGAAUGGAAUCUAUGUUGCAGAUCUUGUCUUUCCAUGGUUUGUGUUCAUCAUGGGCGUGUCCAUGAACUUUUCAUUCAAGAGCAUGUUCCGACAGGAGUGGAGCGUCGCCCGCAUCUCAUGGAAGAUUGUCUGGAGGGCUGCUCAGCUGUUUGCUAUUGGUUUCAUGUUGGGCACACAUUAUCAAGCUGCCGACUUGGACAAUGUGCGUGCGUUAGGAGUUUUACAGAGGUUGGCCUUGACCUAUUUAAUAUCAGCCGCCAUACACUUUUGCUGUUCCAGAAAGUUUGAUUCCCACCAGGACAAGAAGUGGGCGGUGGUCAGGGACCUGGUGCUCUACGUCCCCGAGUGGCUGGCCAACCUCUCCGUGCUGGCGGUGCAUCUGGGUCUGGUCUACGCCCUGCCCGUGCCAGGGUGUCCAACUGGCUACGUUGGUCCAGGUGGACUUAGUGAAGGAGGCAAGUACCAUAACUGUACAGGUGGCGCCACACAGUAUGUCGACUCUAUUCUUCUGGGCAAGAACCACAUGUAUCAGUGGCCUACACCACAGGUCCUGUAUCAGACAAGUGUCCCUUUUGACCCUGAAGGUUUUCUGGCCACUUUAAAUUGUGUUUUCCUCUGCUUUCUGGGGAUCCAGUGUGGACGAAUUAUCCUCAUCUAUCAAACUCACAAGGAGCGAUUGAUACGUUUUGUCAUAUGGGCUCUUAUCUUGGGAACUCUGGGCGCCAUCUUGACCAAGUGUAGCCAGGACGACGGUUGGGUUCCAGCCAACAAAAAUAUUUGGUCUGUGUCGUACACUCUGAUCACAGCGUCGUUUGGCUACGUUCUCCUCUCGGCGCUCUACGUCUUGACCGACAUCUUGGGGAUCUGGGAGGGACAGCCAUUUAUUUACCCAGGAAUGAAUAGUAUCCUCAUCUACUGUCUCCAUGGCAUUUUCCACAACCAAUUUCCGGUCAACUGGGAGGUGGACCACGAACACUGGAAGCUUCUCUUAAGAUGUACCUGGGGCACGUCAAUCUGGGUCAUCGUGUCCUACUGGCUGUUCCACAAAAAGAUCUUUAUUGCCCUUUAAGACCUGGGACUUACUUGUAUUAUAGACGUAACCGAUGCUAACACCACCUUACAGCAUUACAUUCUCAUGACGAUUGUAUGGACUGGCAAAAAACUCAUUAUCUUUGGUGGCAGCUGUCACACUAUUUAAACUAUUGAACAUCUGUAUCUGUUUAACAUCUGUCUCUGCACGGUGUUGCAGUUACCUGUGAAUAUAGAUAUAUGGAUGGAGGUGCAUUCCAAGUUUUAUCCAAUGAAGUAAAAUAUAAACAAAACAAAUGCAGCUUACGGUUAACUUCUAAAAGUUACACGUUUUUGAGUUUAAUUAAUUUAAGUUAUGAAACUUGAUGAAAUCGCCAUUUAGUGUGUAUGUAGAUUUCAGAAGUUUUGAUUCCAUAUAAAACAAAAGGGGCUAGACCAGUGGUCUCUUAUCCGGGAUGCGCCGGCUAAUGCUAAGGAAAAAAGUUUUACAGAUACCUACAUAUAAUCUAUAUAAAAACGGAAAAAAAACUACACAUCUAUAUAUUAGAUAAUACUUUUGAAUUACGUUUUGUAUUUGGAGACGGUUUAAAAGGACAUUUGCAAUGGGUCGGCUAUACUACCCCUAUCCCAAAGUCUGCAGUGAUUUCCAUUCUUUGUCUUUAGUUCCACCACAGGCUGUUCGAUUCUUUGACGCUUAGAUAAAUUAGGUCAUAGUUUUACGAUUAACUAGAAACAUUUGGGUAGAAAAUAUACUUUUUGGGGCUAGAUAAGACCUUGAUUUUGAAGGAAGUCAAUGUUUUUAAAGAUCGACUCCAAAAUUAUUUGGUUUUCAAUAAAGACGAAGGGAUGAACACUGUAGAGCGCUGGUUUAGAUGCAUUCACCGGAGUCUACUAGAGUCACCAGCUUUAGGUUCAGAUAGUAACCUCAAGCUACAUACUUCCGCUGUGUAUUAAAAUAAAAUGUCAUCAUCCAUGUUAUUAAUCGUGUUUAUUUACAUUCCAAUAAAAAUAUUACAACCUG